Molecule: messenger RNA, 3426 nt
Organism: Antechinus flavipes (yellow-footed antechinus)
Lineage: Eukaryota; Metazoa; Chordata; Mammalia; Dasyuromorphia; Dasyuridae
Gene: DARS2
Product: aspartyl-tRNA synthetase 2, mitochondrial
Exons: 18
Coding region: 234-2237 (667 amino acids)
Biological process (GO): aspartyl-tRNA aminoacylation
Cellular component (GO): mitochondrion; cytoplasm
Molecular function (GO): ATP binding; aspartate-tRNA ligase activity; nucleic acid binding
Source: RefSeq, a predicted model, not a curated record
UCCCUCCAGAAGGAUUUGGAAGCCGAAGGUCUGGGUUCUAGUUUCCUUUGCUACGAAUGAUCUGUAUUGUGACCUUGGACAAGUCGUUUGCCGGCUCCAGACUCCUGGGCUUUCUCUUCAGUACAAUGAACCGAGGUCUCGAAGCUCUCUUCCAGCUCAGUGAACCUCGUCAGGAUCUGGAACACUGACCCCAGAAGGCUUGCCCUGCAGCUACCUCUGCCUGCAACUCCAUCAUGCCUUUCCCCUGGGGACUCUGCCUGAUGUACCGGAGCUGGUCAAGACCUCUCCAAAGGACAGCCCCACUUCUGGGCUCCCUGGCCCGGCAUCUGACACUGAGCACGCCAAAGAGAAUCUCAGAUUUCAAUAGUUUUGUUGUUCGGACUAAUACUUGUGGAGAAUUGCGUUCCUCUCACUUGGGCCAAGAUGUCACCUUGUGUGGAUGGAUUCAAUACAGAAGACAAAGCCUUUUCCUGAUCCUGAGAGACUUCCAUGGACUCAUUCAAGUCGUCAUUCCCCAAGAUGAGUCAGCUGCCUCUGUGAAGAAAAUAUUGUGUGAAGCACCUAUAGAAUCUGUUGUUCAGGUUACUGGAACUGUUAUCUCACGGCCUCCAGGGCAGGAAAAUCCAAAAAUGCCAACAGGUGAAAUUGAAAUCAAAGUGAAAACAGCUGAACUUUUGAAUCCUUGCAAGAAGUUGCCCUUUGAAAUUAAGGACUUUAUAAAGAAAACAGAAGCUCUUCGUAUGAAAUAUCGCUACUUAGACUUACGUAGUUCCCAAAUGCAGUAUAACCUAAGACUGAGAUCUCAGAUCGUCAUGAAAAUGCGGGAAUACCUCUGUAAUCUACAUGGGUUUGUGGAUAUUGAAACACCAACAUUAUUUAAGAAAACUCCAGGGGGUGCAAAAGAAUUUGUAGUACCAUCAAGGGAACCCGGAAAGUUUUAUUCUCUUCCUCAGAGUCCUCAACAGUUCAAGCAGCUUUUAAUGGUUGGAGGUUUUGACAGAUACUUCCAAAUUGCCCGUUGUUAUCGAGAUGAAGGUUCUAAGCCAGAAAGGCAACCUGAAUUUACCCAGGUUGACAUAGAGAUGUCUUUUGUAGACCAGGCUGGAAUCCAAAAAUUAAUUGAGGGCUUGCUUCAGUAUUCGUGGCCUGCGGAUAAAACCCCUCUUACUAUUCCUUUCCCUUCUAUGACUUACACUGAGGCUUUGAACUUAUAUGGGACUGACAAACCAGAUACUCGCUUUGGAAUGAAGAUUGUUGAUGUCAGUGACAUAUUUCGGAAUGCAGAGAUUGAAUUUCUUCAAGAUGUACUUAAAGAACCCCAAGGCACCAUCAAAGCCAUAUGUAUUCCUGGAGGAGCAAAAUAUUUGAGAAGUAAAGACUUUGAGACCAUUAAGCAAUUUGCCAUUGACCAUUUUAAUCAGGAGGUUUCACCCGUAUUUCUGAAGACCAGUGGAAGUGGGAAAUCUCCACUUACUAAACUCUUAAAGGAAGAGGAGAAAUCAACCUUAAUCAGACUAAUGAGGGUCCAGGAAGAAGAUGUGCUUCUGUUAGCUGCUGGAGAGCAUAAAAAAGUGUGUUCUGUAUUAGGAAAAUUACGGCUAGAAUGUGCUGACCUUCUGGAGGCCAGAGGAGUAGAGCUUCGUGAUCCAGCUCUGUUCCACUUCCUCUGGGUGGUAGAGUUUCCACUCUUCCUUCCUAAAGAAGAGGAUCCCACAGAACUAGAAUCAGCCCAUCAUCCAUUUACCGCUCCUCACCCCAGCGAUAGCCACCUUCUCUACACUGAGCCAGAAAAGGUUCGAAGCCAACAUUAUGAUUUAGUGCUGAAUGGCAGUGAGAUAGGAGGUGGCUCUAUUCGAAUUCAUAAUGCAGAGCAGCAACAGUAUGUUCUGGAAACAGUGUUAAAGGAAGAUGUUAAAAUGCUCUCUCACCUACUUCAGGCUUUAGAUUUUGGGGCGCCGCCCCAUGGAGGAAUUGCUUUAGGGCUAGACAGAUUAGUGUGCCUUGUCACUGGAGCACCAAGCAUAAGAGACGUCAUUGCCUUUCCAAAGUCCUUCCGGGGACAUGACCUGAUGAGCAAUGCCCCAGAUUACAUGUCUCCUGAAGAUAUAGAGCCCUACCAUAUCCAGGUCAAGAGCCCAGGAGUCACAGACAGAAAAGAUGUCAAGUCUGUCAUCUGUGAAACUGAGUCUUCACAAGAGUUGGUGUUCCCGAGCCUUGCCAAAGCUGAGAAUCCCUAGACCAGACUCCUGAACAUCAGGGAAGAAGGAAGUCCAGCCCAUGGCCAGAUGGCCAGUAAAGAAGGUGUGCAACACAUGGAAGGUGUCUCCUCUCUCAAUCAUAGAAACCAGCAUUGUCACAGACAGAGACGCUGGGCCCAUUGGGUGGCUAGGAUGGCUGCUUUGUGCCCCACCAUGGUUCUCCAGGGUGUUCUUGGGAGCAAAAAUGGCCAGUAUUGUGUCAGGUAGAAAAUGCUGCAAUCCCUAGGAUUUGGUGAUUCAGGCCCAAUACAGGGUCUUAUCCCACAGUAGAACUGGCUAAAUUGUGAUGUUUCACUUGCAGUGUGGAAGAGGGAACUGGACACCAGGCAAGAAGUCAGCAGGCCCAGCUCUAGGGUCAGGGACCCCAAGAUUGUCUCACACUCAGCCAGGGUCUUUAUCUGCAACCUAAUCAUGAUAUUAUUGACCUACCUCACAAGGUAGUUAUGAGGAUUAAAGGGAAAAUAAAAAUGUUCUGCAUCUCUUAAGUGCUACUAUUAACUACCAAAAAUACAUAUAUAGAAGCAGCUAAUCAGUUGUAUAACUAAAGCCCAAACAAAAAUGAAUAACAGAUUUGUAAAUCAAUUGUUUUAUGUUGUUUAAAGAAUACUAAUUUAAUUACUAAAUGUAAACCUCUGGAUUAGAAACGUCAGGAAAUGAGGUACUAAUUGCGAUUUGAUGACAUAGAAAGAAUACAAGGUUUAUGUUCUGACUACCACACUAGUGGUAACCUUGUGUAUCUUGGGGCUUACUUAACUGACACUCAGCUACAAUUCCUAAAUUACCAAACUCAGAAGAGUUUGUUGUGAGGAAAACAUUUCAUGGCCUAUAUAACACAGCUAUAUAAAAGUGAUCUUAAUGGUACUAAUGAAAAGAAGAAAGUUGGUUCAGUUAAUUAAUGAUUAGAGUUGACACUAGAAAUAUAAACAGGACUAUGAUUAAUUAUACUUCCCUGACUUACCUUAAAUUGGAUUAUAUGCCUUUGGUCCAAAAUUUUAAAUAGCUUGAUGUACCUUCCUUUUUUUCAUUAUAUUACAGUUGAGAGAUAUAAAUCUUGGGCUUAUGAUCUAAUCAGCUAAAAAAAUAUAUUUUUCUGAUGUAUAGAAUUUGUCUUUGAUUCUGUUUUGAGAUGUACAUAAUAUAAAUGGAGUUAAACUACAGAAAAGUUGGU